AUGGUAACUUUUUAUAUCAAAUUUAUACCUAAAGCAGCUGAAAUAUUACAUCCUUUGUACAGCUUACUAAAACAAAAUAACAGAUGGAUCUGGUCAGAGAAAUGUGAACAAGCCUUUAAGAAGAUAAAACAGGUUUUGACCUCUCGCCCAGUACUUACACAUUUCGAUCAAAAGCUUCCAUUGAGAUUGACAGUGGAUGCUUCAGCAAAAGCGGUGGGAGCUGUUUUGUCCCAUGUACUACCUGAAGGGGAACGGCCAAUCGCCUAUGCAUCGCAAGUGCUGAAUUCAGCCCAACAGAAGUAUCCAUCGAUCGAACGAGAGGCUUAUGCCAUUAUUUUUGGAUGCACAAAAUUUAAGGACUAUCUGUUCUGUAAAGAAUUUGAGUUGGUGACGGAUUACCGUCCACUGAUGUACAUUUUUGGAGCAAGAAAAAAACUCCCUGUCUAUGCGGCAAAUCGACUUCAACGAUGGGCAUAUCUCAUUUCAAAUUAUAAUUAUAGUAUAAAAUGUGUUAAAUCAAAAGACAACUGUGCAUACUACCUAUCUCGUAUAGACUGGGGUAAACAACCAGCGAUAGAUCCAUUGGAUGAAGUGAACUAUUUUCAUUUUGUGGCAGAAACAGUGCCAUUUAGAUUAGAUUGGAAGAAAAUAAAACAAGGGACAAGAAACGAUCCAGAGUUAUCAAGAGUGGUUGACAGUGUUGUUCAAGGCUAUCGAUUACCAAGAGAGAUAAAGUAUGAACCAUUCAUACGUCGAGAUAAAGAACUCACUGUGGAAAAAGGAUGUCUGAUGUGGGGUUACCGUGUGAUCAUCCCCCAGAAAUUUCGAGAAACAGUUCUACGAGAGCUUCAUGCAAAUCAUUUUGGAUCGACAAAGAUGAAGAGUCUAGCUCGCUCAUAUUUCUGGUGGCCUUCAUUGGAUAGCGACAUUGAAAAUAUAUCAAAAGAUUGUGAAGUUUGCUGCAGAUUUAGAGAAAACCCCCCAAAAUCCAUUCUUCAGCCAUGGUCAUGGCCAUCAACAACCUGGACAAGACUUCAUGUUGAUUUUUUAGGACCGAUCAACCGCAACCACUGUUGUCUAGUGGUAAUGGAUGCAACAUCAAAAUGGAUUGAGAAUUUUUUUGUAGUGUCAAUGACAGCAGCAGUUGUUAUAGAAAAACUGCAAGAAUUAUUUGCAAGGUUUGGAUUGCCAAGAGCAAUUACCAUAGAUGGAGCAAAGUGUUUCACUGGGAAAGAAUUUACUUCAUUUUUAGACAGUCUGGGAAUCGUCCAUUUAUGUGGAGCUCCUUUUCACCCUCAGACAAAUGGAGCAGCUGAAUCCGCAGUAAAUACCAUGAAACGGUGUAUUCAGAAAACGUUAGCUAGUAAAGAAAAUAUAAGUUUGAAGACUGCAGUGGACCUCUAUCUGUUCCAAUAUCGUAAUAUGGAACAUUAUGCAACAGGGGAGACACCUGCAAGUAUGCUACUAAAAAAACAACCAAGAACAAUUUUUACUCAAAUGCUUCCCUCAUCAGAAGGUACAUUUAAGUAUGAGGCAAAAAUGAUAAAAAACUCUGGUAGGAGAAAUCUCAUCCUGAAUAAGGAAGAUCAAAUCUGGGCAAAGGAUUUCAGAGAACAAAAACCUAAAUGGACUAAAGGAGUAGUUGUAAAAAGAUUAGGCAACCAAACGUUUUUAGUAAAGACUGAAGAAGGAAAGAUUUGGAAACGCCACACAAACCAACUGUGGCCAGGGUCAUCAAGAAAUUAUGAAAAAGAACAACAAGACGUUCAGAAAGAAAGGGUAGAUGAAGAAAGGUGGCCGUCAGGUGCAGAAGAAGAUGUAACCAACAACCCAGAGGAGAAUAGUACCAAACAAGAAACUGAGGAGGCAGAGGAUAAAGAAACAUCAUCAGAGAGGCUACCAGAACUAAUGAUGAAAACACCAAGGUUGCUUCGCCCAAGAGAGAAGUUAAAACCAGCAGUGCGGUAUUCUCCCUCGAGUGAGUGA
This is a messenger RNA of Cimex lectularius (bed bug), 1986 nucleotides long. RefSeq lists its product as uncharacterized. Gene Ontology annotation, molecular function: nucleic acid binding. The coding region runs from base 1 to 1986 and encodes 661 amino acids. The record is from RefSeq and is a predicted model, not a curated record. The transcript has a single exon. Gene Ontology annotation, biological process: DNA integration. NCBI's taxonomy places the organism in Eukaryota, Metazoa, Arthropoda, Insecta, Hemiptera, Cimicidae.